Messenger RNA from Malania oleifera, 5742 nucleotides. Its product is annotated as probable helicase CHR10. Gene Ontology annotation, biological process: DNA repair; chromatin remodeling. Lineage: Eukaryota; Viridiplantae; Streptophyta; Magnoliopsida; Santalales; Ximeniaceae. The transcript has 16 exons. Gene Ontology annotation, molecular function: ATP binding; DNA helicase activity; ATP-dependent chromatin remodeler activity. The coding region runs from base 3063 to 5510 and encodes 815 amino acids. The record is from RefSeq and is a predicted model, not a curated record.
AUCUCACACCCGAGAGACUCCCAGGGCUGGGCAAAUCAUCAAGACCACCGUCUUGUGCCGGUGGCGGCAAGUGCUCGACGGGGCUACUUUCGUCAACACGGCUUCAUUCUCUCUCUCUCUCUCUCCCUACUUUGCUCGGGAUAUGAACCGUUACGAGCAGCGACUAGUCGCAGCGGCGAAGCUGGUCCUCGCCGGCGACGCUGGAGGUGGCGACGCUCCAGUGAAUUGUGCCGACCUAGGAGUUAUGGCGACGCUGAAACCUCACCAAGUCGAAGGGGUCUCAUGGCUUAUCCGGAGAUAUGUUCUCGGCGUCAACGUCAUUCUCGGUGAUGAGGUACAGUUUCUCUUGGGAUAUUAACCUAAUAUGCCAAUUGAAUUGUCACAUUUGGGACCCCAGUUGAGCUUUCAUGUUUAAGAAGUUCUUCAUGUCCAUACUUUUAUGGGAAAUUUUCAAAAUUUUAUAUGAGAGAUUUGCCUUUGGUUGUGUAGAAUUGCAUUUGUUUUGGAUUCCAUGCCUUUGGUCAGCAGAAUUGCAUUUAGUUCUGCAGAAUUUCAUGAUGUUGUUUAUACAGUUGAAUUCUUUUUGCCGAGUUUUACUUUUAUUCACUUUAACUUGAUCUGUAUAUGAACCAAGUAAACUUAUGAUUGGGAAUAGUGGUUGGAAAGGGUCCUGCUAUGCAGGCAGGGUGCUGGGAGGGGUGGCACUGUGGGAGAGGAGGUUUGGAAUGCAUAUGGUUUUAACAGUAGCAGUUUUGCAUUAACUGGCUGCUUGUAGGACUUGAACUAGUGCAUUUUUGGUAACCCAGUACCAGAGAGCUUGAGAACAUACAGUUUGGGCUCACUAUUCAGAUCCCAAACUGGACUCAAAGCAGCCACAUGCAACUUUUUUACAUUGAAAAUUAAUUGGAUUUUUUGCUUUUAGAGCAAUCAUAAAGUUUUCUGUUAAAAAGAUAGAACAAAUUGUAGACCUGUUUCAUGUAUAAUUUCUUUUGAGGAGCUUUUUCUUAAGCCAUCAUUCUGAAUUAUCAUAUAUGAGCAUGGCAAAAGAAAUGAUCAAAAGAUUUAGAAUCUAUUACACUUGCUAUUUUUCCUUGUUUUCCUUUUCCUUGUCCUUUUUUUUUUUUUGUUUUGUAAUAAACUAUUAAUUUAAAUUUUUCAGCAUAUGAGCAGGAUUACUGAAAGAAAAAGGUCAGAAUAGUAACUAGAAUGGAUUACAUUGGCUAAUUGUUCAAAUGGGCAAAUGGGGCCUAUUGGCCUAGUGUGGGUGCACUCAUAUUGGAUUCUAUUAUACUCGUUUUACGCCUUUUCCUUUCCUUUUCUUUUUAUUUUUGUUUAGUAACUAUUAAUUUAAAAAGUUUUGAACAUAUGAGCAGGAUUACUGAAUGACAAAUUCCAACAAGCAAAGAGAGUUGAUUAAGUUGUUUAGUUGUUUUGACUGGGCCAAUGUGAGUGCAUAAGAGGUGAAAACCAGCUAUGCUGUAGGUUCUUAAAGGCCGAGAUGCCUGAUAGAUAUAGGUUCUGCAUCACUGACUGGACUCCAGUACGUGAGCUGCAGUAUCAUUGUGUUAAUUGGUGAAGGCGAAGAGGAACUUUCUGCAGAGAAAUUUCAAACAAUAGGAAAUUAUAAGCAAUUGAUGAUGAAUCAUUAGUAUCUUGUCAGUGACAGGUCGCACAUGCUAAAGAUAUUGUGUUGAAGAUUGUUCCUUCUGCAGCCAUGAUUUGAAAGGGUUUGUGAAGUGUUUUCUCACUGAAACUGCUAAAACCAGUCCUCUAACUGAGUUUUCCUUGCAGAAACUACUAGGAGGGCCAAUUAUUUUAAAUAUGUUCAAUUCCUGGAUUUAUGAAGGAUUAGAUGUCUCCUGGAUUUCUGAAGUUUCGUUGUCUCUUACUGUUUGUGUACAGCAAAUCUGCUAGAGUUUACAUCCUAUUUUUUAGAACCCUUAAUGAAACUGCCAUUAGUGCUCUUCUUUACAGAGCCAUCCUGGUUCAAUUAUGAUAACCUUUUAAGCCUAAAGCUUUGAUUUUGUUCAUGGUGUUAGUCGUUGGUGCUUUAUGUUUUUGCUUCCAUUGUUGGGCAAUGGGCACUCCUAUCUGAAAUUUCAAAGUGCUAAAAUAAUAAAAUGAAAGGAAAAGAAAUAUAUAAAGAAAAAGAAAUAUGUGUAAAAUGUGAACUAGCAUAUUUUUGUUAGAAUCUGUGACUUUCUUUUACAAAAUAAUUUAAAAUAACAUUCCUCUGAUUAAAAAACUUUAAUUUUUCACCUCUAGAUCUUAAGUCCUUGAACAAUCUAGUUCAUGAGAAUUGAAAGCACUUCUGUGAAAUGUGGGAAAGUUUGGAGGAAAGUGAAUAAGGUCUAUGCAGCAAGGGAAAUUUCAGGCUUUUUAUAUCUGGCACAAUGCACAUGACUCUUGUGCAUUGAAAGUAGUGCAUAGUUGCUUAUUCAUGAUUAAUUAAAUAAUUUUUGCAGUGUCACUAAUGAUUGAUGGUUGAAGCUUGCUGAAGAUAGAUACUGUUAAAAGCUUGAUUUACAUUGUUAGCCCAAAACCUAACAUUUUAAGUUUUUAGGUAAAGUGGUAAUCUAACCUGGUAUUACAGCUUACGAGGAGGUCCUAGGUUCUGGUCUCGUAGCCUACAUUUAUUGUUCGGCAUUUAAAAAAUUAUUGCAUUCCUUGUUAUGGGUGUUAUUUAUCGUGUGUUUAUCUCUCCAUGUGCUAUCGUGGCUACAUGUGCAAGGGGAGAGCGGUGGUUUUAAAAGCUUGAUAUACAUUGUUGGCACACAGCCUAACAACUUAAGCUUUUCGAUGAAGUGGUAAUGUAAUAGAUAUGUAACCCUUUGCUUCUAGGCAUGUGCAGCAUACUUUGCCUUUGGUCUAACUUGAUUCUUGAGCUUGCAUUACCAUGCAUAAUGAAAGCAAGACAAUGAUAACCAUUACUAGUGUGGAAGAGCUUGCAUUACUAAGCAUAAUAAAAGUAAGACAAUGGUAGCUGUUACUCAUGUAGAAGAGCAUUUUUAGUUGCAUGCAUGAUUAUUGAUUGUGCUUGGAGUUAAGUGAGUUACUUGCAGAUGGGCUUGGGGAAGACUUUGCAAGCUAUCUCUUUCUUGAGUUAUUUGAAGGUUCAACAGAUAUCACUUGGGCCGUUUUUGGUGUUGUGUCCUUUAAGUGUGACUGAUGGUUGGGUAUCAGAAAUAGCCAACUUUACGCCUAAGUUAAGAGUGCUUAGCUAUGUUGGUGACAAAGAACACCGCUGCAGUUUACGCAAGACUGUAUAUGAGCAUGUAAAAAAGGAGCAGUCAUCAUCAGCUGAUGUAUUGUUGCUACCUUUUGAUGUGCUGUUGACAACAUAUGACGUAGCAUUGAUGGAUCAAGAUUUUCUCUGUCAAAUUCCAUGGCACUAUGCAAUAAUUGAUGAAGCUCAAAGGCUAAAAAAUCCUUCAAGUGUUCUGUAUAAUGUCCUCAGAGAGCGCUUUGUCAUGCCAAGGCGGUUACUCAUGACUGGCACACCUAUUCAGAACAACAUCACCGAACUUUGGGCAUUAAUGCAUUUUUGCAUGCCCUCUGUCUUUGGGACGUUAGACCAGUUUCUUUCAACAUUUAAGGAAGCUGCAGAUCCUUUAUCAGGUCAUGAUGCAGCCAAAGUCAAGGAACAAUUCAAAACUUUAAAAUAUCUACUGGGAGCGUUUAUGCUUCGACGGACAAAAUCUGAGCUUAUCGAGUGUGGAACUCUCAUGCUCCCACCUUUGACAGAGAUUACUGUGAUGGUACCGCUUGUAGCCCUGCAAAAGAAGGUCUAUGUGUCGAUACUAAGGAAAGAGCUUCCUCGGCUUCUAGCAUUCUCUUCUGGAACUUCUAGUAACCAGUCCUUGCAAAAUAUUGUAAUACAACUGAGGAAAGCAUGUAGCCAUCCUUAUCUCUUCCCUGGCAUUGAGCCUGAGCCAUAUGAGGAGGGUGAACACCUGGUUCAGGCUAGUGGUAAACUUAUAAUUUUGGACCAAUUACUUCAGAAGCUGUAUAGUUCUGGACAUCGUGUUCUUCUGUUUGCUCAGAUGACUCGUACACUUGACAUUUUACAGGAUUUUAUGGAGUUGCGAAAAUAUUCUUAUGAGCGUCUUGAUGGAUCAAUCCGGGCAGAGGAGCGUUUUGCAGCUAUAAGAAGCUUCAGCCGGCAAUUAGAUAAAGAGGGUUCCAAUUCCCUGGCUGACUGCAGUGGUGCAUUUGUCUUUAUGAUAUCUACCAGAGCAGGGGGAGUUGGCUUGAAUCUUGUGGCUGCUGAUACUGUUAUAUUCUAUGAGCAAGAUUGGAAUCCACAGGUGGACAAGCAAGCUCAGCAACGGUCACACCGGAUUGGCCAGAUGAAUCACGUCUUGUCUAUAAACUUAGUUACAGAACAGACUGUAGAAGAGGUGAUCAUGAGGAGAGCAGAGAAAAAGUUGCAGCUUAGCCAUAAUGUUGUUGGGGGAUAUGGUACGGACCAGAAUUUGAAAGAAAUGGCAGGAGCUGAAGGUGGUGAUUUGCGAUCCAUCAUAUUUGGGUUACACAUAUUCAAUCCUGCAGAGAUCAAUAAUGAAAAUCCCAGUGAAUUGAAUUUUUCAGAAUUGAAUGCUAUGGCUGAAAAGGUAAUUGCAAUGCGUCAUAAGCAACUGUCAGACAAGGAGGUUAGGAAAUUUGAGAUUAAUCCAACGGAUUUAUUAAGUGCAAGUGAUCUUAUGAGAAAGAGUACUGCAUCUAUCAAUUUUGAACCUGGUCUUGAUGAAGCUUCAUAUAGCUUAUGGGUUCAAAAGUUUGUGGCAUCAAAAAUAAGUGACGAUUCAGGUCUUGGAUUGGAAACUAGGAGAACUCAACCUCGGGAAAAGCACCUUAAACUUGAGGCUACGAGGAAGAAAGCAGAGGAGAAGAAGUUGUCUAAGUGGGAAGCUCUUGGAUACCACUCCUUAUCUGUGAAAGAUCCUACCUGCAAUGUGGAUCGUGAUAUCAUGUCAGAUUCAGGUUCAGUUCACUUUGUUUAUGGCGAUUGUACACAUCCAUCAAAAAUUUGUCCAUCUGAGCCCACAAUCAUAUUUAGUUGUGUAGAUGAUUCCGGAAACUGGGGCCAUGGAGGAAUGUUUGAUGCACUGGCCAAGCUUUGCACAAGUAUCCCCAGUGCUUAUGAACAAGCUUCUGAAUUUGGGGAUCUUCAUCUUGGAGAUCUGCAUUUUAUAAAGAUCAGCGAAGAUUGCAAGGAACAGAAUAUGGAUGGUAAUGGUCCUCAAUGGGUGGCCUUGGCUGUUGUACAAUCAUAUAAUCCCAGACGCAAAGUACCCCGCAGUAAUAUUUCUCUUAUCAACUUAGAAUGCUGCUUAUCAAAGGCAUCCUUCUCGGCUGCUCAAAAUUAUGCUUCAAUCCAUAUGCCUCGUAUCGGAUAUCAAGAGGGAUCUGAUCGCUCAGAAUGGUACACCAUUGAACGGCUUCUGCGUAAAUAUGCCUCUUUGUACGGAAUAAAGAUUUUCGUCUAUUAUUUCCGACGUUCAUCUUGAGGGUUCGUGGUGUAAAGAUUGUUCUACAGGAUCCGUGUUAUUUGUAGUUUUGGCUGAUGUAUCUCUGCCUUCCAUGGGGCAAUGAAAUUGGAGUAAUUCAACUUUUGCUUUACUUUUUCAUGCAACUAAAGUAUUUCAAUGCUUCCUUACUUCAUGUGAUUUUAAGAAUGUAUUCAUCUGUGAUUACUAGGGUCACAAGCACCAUGUUCAUGAGUAACUUUUAUUUCUUGCA